Prosopis cineraria is the source of this 2280-nucleotide messenger RNA. Its product is annotated as mediator of RNA polymerase II transcription subunit 8-like. Lineage: Eukaryota; Viridiplantae; Streptophyta; Magnoliopsida; Fabales; Fabaceae. Gene Ontology annotation, cellular component: mediator complex. The transcript has 11 exons. The record is from RefSeq and is a predicted model, not a curated record. The coding region runs from base 495 to 2126 and encodes 543 amino acids.
CUUCUCAGAUCAUAUGGGAAACAUUUAUGUCAAGAAAACGCUUAUACACAGUUUCUGAGUUGCAAAAGGGCAAGCUGUAGUAAUGGUAUUGCAAAUUUAACUCGUGAAAUUGCUGAAAGUGGCUGCCUUCAGCUUUAACUCAGACUAUGAAGAACGAUAACGUACAAAAUCAGAGGAGAUUGGAUACUUCGUCUUCGUCCUAUUGGCGUCCAUCAAAUUGGUGACUUCUGAACUUGCAUGUAGGAACCCAAGCUUUUGACAAGAUUAUCUCCAUUUUGGGGUCAAAGAUGAAAGAUUGAAGACAUAGUGGGGCUGAGGUUGUAAUUUUGUCUUCAGGACGACUGGACGAGGGACCAAAAGUCGAAAUCAGGGAUUUUGGAGGGUUCACUCCCUUUUUAUAUAUAUAUAUAUAUAUUGGGGGAGGGGGGAACACGCAUACAAAAGGACCAAUCUUCGUCCUAUCUCACAUUGAUCUGCAAAGUACAGGGGGAGCAAUGGAAGGAAUGAUGCAGAACCAAGUUCAGCAGCCGCAACAGCUACAGCAGCCUCAGCCAGCAGCGGAGAGGCUAAACCAGGCGGUGCAGCAGCAGCUCAAUCUGGAACAAGUUAAGACCCGCGCCAUCAGCCUCUUCAAAGCAAUCUCUCGGAUUCUUGAAGAUUUCGAUGCCUACGCUCGCACCAAUACGAACCCCAAAUGGCAAGAUAUUUUGGGGCAAUAUUCCAUGGUGAACCUUGAGCUUUUCAAUAUCGUUGAUGAAAUGAAGAAGGUAUCUAAGGCAUUUGUUGUACAUCCGAAGAAUGUUAAAGCUGAAAAUGCUACAAUACUGCCUGUUAUGCUUUCCUCUAAACUUCUGCCUGAAAUGGAGAUUGAUGACAACUCCAAAAGAGAGCAAUUGCUUCAGGGGAUGCAAAACCUGCCAGUAACAACUCAAAUUGAGAGAUUGAAGGCAAGAAUUGAUAUGAUAGCAGCAGCCUGUGAAGGUGCUGAAAAAGUUUUAGCUGAUACUCGUAAAGCCUAUUGUUUUGGAACUCGUCAAGGCCCUGCUAUUGCCCCAACUUUGGACAAGGGACAGGCUGCAAAAAUUCAAGAACAAGAAAAUCUACUUCGAGCUGCUGUAAAUGCUGGUGAAGGAUUGCGUUUAUCUGGAGAUCAGAGGCAUAUUACUCCUGCACUUCCAAUGCAUUUGGCAGACGUCCUUGCUGUCCAAGAGGCUCCACAACCUAUGGCUGAUGCAUCCGGUAUGUAUAUGAAGAAUACCCCGCUCUCAUCAAACAAUAUGGUUGGCCAGAAUUCCUUAUUACAGGGCCCAGGAGCACAACUUAUGGGAAGACCAGCCGCUUCUCCAUCUGCUGCAACUAGCACCCCUUCUUUUGACAACACAACAGCAUCACCAAUGCCAUAUGCCAAUUCACCUAGGUCUUCUACAAAUAUUAUGAACACACCAUCUCCUCAGCAACAAACCCCUCAGCAGCAGCAGCAGCAACCACAGACUCAGCAGCAACAGCGGCAGAAACAGAUGUCAUUACCGCAACAUCAACAGCAGCAAUUCCUUGCUCAGCAACAGUUUAGGCAAUCUGCAAUGCAAGGAAUGGGGCAGAUGCAUGGACAGCAUCAGAUGCAGUUUUCUCAAUCACUUGGGCACCAGCAAUUUCAGGGUAGGCAACUGUCUUCAGCUCAUGUUCAGCAUGGCAUUGGUCAAAGCCAACUCAACCAAGGAAAUCAGAUGAAUCGCUUGAGCCAGUUCUCAGGUCCUGCUAAUAGUGCAUUAUUCAGUGCUGCUCAGGCAACACCCAAUACCCAAAUGAUUCCAAACAUUUCUGGGGCAAUGGCUUCACAGUCUCUUAUACCGCGGGUGCAGUUCGGAUUAUCUGGAAACAACCCUCAGCGGAGUCAUCCUUCCCAAAUGUUGAGUGAUCAAAUGUUUAAUAUGGGAGGCGGUAAUCCGGGUGGCAUGAUGCCCUUACAGCAGCAGCAGGCCCAGCAGCAGCAGCAGCAUGGUUCACAAGGCGCAUUUGGUAACAUGGCAACAAAUACUCAGAAUCUACAACCUGGUAUGGUGGCACUUCCGAACACGUCACAGACUCAUCCUAAUUUCUCUCAACAGAGACAGCAAAAUCCACAGUGAUGCAAUGUGAUUAUGUAGAUGUUUUACAAAUAUUGUUAACAUAUAUUAGAAUCUAGAAACCAGUUGCUAUGAACAUAUAAACGGCUGCCCGUUUCAGUUAUAAAUAUUAUAUUUUUAUGGGAAAAGUUAUGAUUCAAUAUUUCUGUUGAUUGAA